UAUGUUCUAGACCUUGUACGAGCUCAACUUAUCCCACUCUUAGCUUUUUUUUUUUCUUUUCUUCUCCAUAGAUCUUGUCUAGCUCGAAAAAAGCCUGUGAUGUUGUGAUUUAACUCGAUAAGGUUCCAUUGAGUUCUGUUAGCAGAACAUCCAGUAUCUAGCUACCUUAUUUUGUUAGAGUUAGCAUCUGUUAGGAAAAGGAGAGAGAAGAGUUAUGGAGGAAAGGAGUGCUGAUAUGGAGAAAGCAGAUGAAGUGAUGCUGCCAGGAUUCAGGUUUCACCCGACAGAUGAAGAGCUAGUAGGAUUUUACUUGAAGAGAAAGAUACUGAAGAAGCCUCUCUCUAUCGAGCUUAUCAGGCAACUCGAUAUCUACAAGUAUGACCCUUGGGAUCUUCCAAAGCUAGCGACAAGCGGGGAGAAGGAAUGGUACUUCUACUGCCCAAGGGACAGGAAAUAUAGGAACAGUGCAAGGCCAAACCGAGUUACUGGAGCCGGAUUCUGGAAAGCUACAGGAACUGAUAGACCCAUUUACUCAUCUGAGGGAACCAAGUGUAUUGGCCUUAAGAAAUCUCUAGUUUUCUACAAAGGACGAGCUGCCAAAGGCAUUAAGACCGACUGGAUGAUGCAUGAGUUCAGGCUACCUUCAAUCACCGACACAUCCCUGCCUAAGAGGCCUUUAGACAAGAACAUCCCUGCCAAUGAGUCCUGGGCAAUCUGUAGGAUUUUCAAGAAGACAAAUUCCACGGCACAUAGAGCACUCUCUCAAUCCUGGGUAUCACCGCUUCCCGAGACCAUAGAAUCAGACUUGUUCUCAGUUGCCCACACUUUGAAUGCCAAUCAAUUCGGAUCAGAUAACAACAUCCCAUGCACUAUGGAAGCUGGUUCAUCAAUACAAUUCAGCAGCAACAAUGGCUUCCAGCAGCAGACAAGUGGUAUAAAUUACCCUCCUUUGGGUAUUCCAACUUACAAUAAGCUCAAUAAUCCCAUGAACUUCAGAUCAUAUACAGUCCCUGCUUCAAAUUCUGAUAUAUCCACAAGCUUCAAGUUUUCUGCGAGUGACAUGCCAUUGUCAUCCAUGCUCAUAAACUUAUCCCCCUCGAUACUUGGUGAAUUCGGUAAAUGUUCUCCAAGCAUAGACUUUGGGCAGCCACAACACUGUAAUGGGUUCACAAAUGAUUUUCAUGCAGAGGUAAGAAGCCACUUGGGGAACGGAGAAGACGAGAAGAAGAGUUCUAACACAAUCAUUGUUAAUAAGAACCACUGGGGAGCUGCGCGGACAGUUAGUUUUCCCUUUAGCCUGCCACCAAAUAUUUCUGAUGAGUGGAAGCAGAAUUUGCCAUUGGACUCUCCUCCAUGCCCGAGCGAGAUGUCAACAAGCUUAUCUACCAAUAAAUGCUAUACUUGAUUUAGAUGUAAUGUCAUGUAGGUGUGAGGUGCCUUAUCUGUAAGCAUUUAUGUUAGCAUAAGAAUCGAACGA
Asparagus officinalis (garden asparagus) is the source of this 1477-nucleotide messenger RNA. RefSeq names its product putative NAC domain-containing protein 94. The transcript has 3 exons. The record is from RefSeq and is a predicted model, not a curated record. Gene Ontology annotation, molecular function: DNA binding. Bases 215 to 1405 code for a protein of 396 amino acids. NCBI's taxonomy places the organism in Eukaryota, Viridiplantae, Streptophyta, Magnoliopsida, Asparagales, Asparagaceae. Gene Ontology annotation, biological process: regulation of DNA-templated transcription.